This is a messenger RNA of Racocetra persica, 362 nucleotides long. The record is from the annotation of a GenBank genome assembly. Lineage: Eukaryota; Fungi; Glomeromycota; Glomeromycetes; Diversisporales; Gigasporaceae.
GUGAUAAUAAUAAUUUGGAGCAAGAUGAUGUUGAUAAUAUAGAGCAUGAAGAUUAUAUUGAUUCUAUUUCUAACAAUUACUCUAAUUCUGUUUUAAACAAUUAUAUUCAUUCUACUUUUAAUGGUGGUGUAAUUUCUGAUAAAUACAAUGGUCCUACCUUUGAUAACUAUAUUGGCUCUGCUCCUAAUAGUGAUAGCGAAGCUAAUGAAAAUUAUAUAAUUCAAAAUUCCAAAAGUAUUAAACUAAAUAUUAAAAUUAAUUCUAUUAAACAAACUGUGAAUAGAAUAAGCAGCAGAACACGACAAAAAAUAAAUGAUCCAAUUUCUGAAAGUGGUAUUUCCUCUCCCGAUAGUGAUAGUGAA